Dendronephthya gigantea is the source of this 1348-nucleotide messenger RNA. RefSeq names its product kinesin light chain 1-like. Gene Ontology annotation, molecular function: protein binding. The transcript has 4 exons. The record is from RefSeq and is a predicted model, not a curated record. The coding region runs from base 116 to 1348 and encodes 410 amino acids. Lineage: Eukaryota; Metazoa; Cnidaria; Anthozoa; Malacalcyonacea; Nephtheidae.
CGCAGACAGUCGAAGUAAAAGAACAGGCGUGUACAAACACAGUCAAAUUGCUAUUUAUCGACGUUCAAACCCAAGGAACUCGACAAUUGAGUUCUGUGCUUAGGAAAUUUGCUGAAUGGGUGAAGCAGCUUCAGCAGCCGGAGAUGCUCUGCGUAUUGCAGCAAAUGCCGGGAUAUUUAACAUCGAUAUUAGCACUACCAAAGUAGAAGUGGCACGAGAGUUGUGUGAUAUAGCACGAGAAGUUGGCAACACAGUGGGGCAUGGAGUGGGACAGGGAUUGGGACUAGGAGUUGGACUAGGUCUGAGUCUAGGCGCCCUGUAUUUUGGUUAUCCAGCAUUGAAGUCAAUAAUUCACAAUGCAAUUACUAAGGGUGUUGGUGGAAAACGCGAUGAUCAAGACGUUCGUGACAUUCGAAAAGGAAGUUUGCGUUUCGAGUUACAUUGUUUCACAGACAUCAGGUUUCUGGAAGUAUUGGCGGAUUACGAAUCAGGAAGGAUGAAGGAACGAUUGCAGGAAGAACUUUCUCGGGUUGGAAUUAGAGUGGAAGGACUGAAGGUGAAGAUUGAAAAUAUGGAGGAGGUGAAUGAAAAAAAGAAAGCUAAUUGGAGAUCUUAUUUAACGAAGGUGCUUGACGAGAUGACGAGCAAUGACAUGAGGGAGCUUAGCGAGAUGACGAGUGAUAUCAGUAUGGAUGCUGUUGAUAGUAAGGGGUUAAAAUAUCUUCAGAGGGAAACAAAUAAUGCUGACACGGCCGAAAGCCUCUACGAAAAUGGGGUCCCACGAGACGAGAUGAAAGUUUACAAGUCAACUUUAGAGUCGCAUCGUGAAGCUCUGAAAGUCAGUUUGGAACAGCAUGGAGAGGAUCAUCCUGCAACAGCUGACAUUUACUACAACAUUGGAAUGACACAACAAAAGAUGAAAGAUUUCAAAUCUGCAUUAGAGUCGGUAAAAAAGUCUCUUGCGAUCAGAACCAAACUAUUUGGAGAUGACCAUCAAGACACAGCUAACAGUUAUCACAGCAUUGGGGUCACACAACAUAAAAUGAAAGAUUACAAGCCAGCAUUGGAAUCAAAACAAAAAGCUUUUGAAAUUAGAUCACGGCUAUAUGGAGAAGACCAUCCAGACACAGCUGACAGUUAUAACAUCGGAAAAACACAACAUAAGAUGAGAAAUUACAAAUUAGCAUUAGAGUCAAAAGAGAAAGCUUUUAAGGCCAGGUGGAAAUUAUUUGGAGAAAAUCAUCCUGCAACAGCUGACAGUUAUAAAAGCAUUGGAGACACACAAGAUGAGUUAGGAGAUUACACGUCAGCAUUGGAGUCGAAACAAAAAGCUCUGAUAUCAGAUUAA